This is a messenger RNA of Herpailurus yagouaroundi (jaguarundi), 461 nucleotides long. Its product is annotated as high mobility group protein B1-like. The transcript has a single exon. Bases 147 to 371 code for a protein of 74 amino acids. The record is from RefSeq and is a predicted model, not a curated record. Lineage: Eukaryota; Metazoa; Chordata; Mammalia; Carnivora; Felidae.
AGCGAGGAAAGUUUGAAGACAGGGCAAAGACAGACAAGGCCUUUAUGAAAGAGAAAUGAAAACUUCUAUCCCCCCCUAAAGGGGCGGAUAUCAAAGGAGAACAUCCUGGCCUAUCCAUUGGUGAUGUUGCAAAGAAACUGGGCGAGAUGUGGAACAACACCACCGCUGCAGAUGACCAGCAGCCUUAUGAAAAGAGGACUCCGAGGCUGAAGGAAGAAUGUGAAAAGCAUAUUGCUGCAGACCGAGCUAAAGGAAAGCCUGAUGUGGCAAAAAACGGAGUCGUCAAGGCUGAGAAACGCAAGAAAAAGAAGGAAGAGGAGGAGGACAAGGACGAGGAGGAAGAUGAAGAAGAAGAAGAUGAUGAUGAAUAAGUUGGUUCUAGGGCAGUUUUUUUGCUUGUCUAUCAAGCAUUUAACCCCCCUGUACACAACUCACUCCUGUUAAAAAAAAAAUUGAAAUGU